Molecule: messenger RNA, 1832 nt
Organism: Epinephelus moara (kelp grouper)
Lineage: Eukaryota; Metazoa; Chordata; Actinopteri; Perciformes; Serranidae
Gene: dhps
Product: deoxyhypusine synthase
Exons: 10
Coding region: 152-1249 (365 amino acids)
Biological process (GO): peptidyl-hypusine biosynthetic process
Cellular component (GO): cytoplasm
Molecular function (GO): deoxyhypusine synthase activity
Source: RefSeq, a predicted model, not a curated record
UUCCGUAGAGGGAGCUCUCUUGCCGCAGGAGAGACACGCGUUGUUUACAGUAAUGUACACAUUCAAUAACCGUCUUUCUCGUGUCUUUCGGUGACAGACAGUUACUUCUUCACCAUCUUCAUCAACUGACGCCUCGUCAAGAGCGGAAAACAUGGCAGGCGAAGUUCCUUCUGUUGCCGCACAGGCCGUCCUGAUGCCCAGUUGCGAGAUCCCAGAGGACAUGAUCAAGAUCAGAGGCUAUGACUUCAACGAGGGGGUCGACCUCCAGGCGGUGCUGAAGACCUACAUUACUACUGGUUUCCAGGCCAGCAGCAUGGGCUUGGCCAUCCAGGAGAUCAACAAGAUGAUAGAGAAGCGUCUUGAGCCAGUGGAGGAGGAUGAAGGAAAACUGAAGCAAGUGCCUGACGAACACCGCAGCAGAUCAGGCUGCACCAUCUUCCUGGGUUACACCUCCAACCUCAUCAGCUCUGGAGUCAGAGAGACCAUCCGCUACCUGGCACAGCACAAAAUGGUGGAUGUGAUUGUUACCACAGCUGGAGGCAUAGAGGAGGAUUUCAUAAAGUGUCUGGCUCACACAUACUUGGGAGAGUUCAGCCUGCCUGGCAAGGAUCUCCGCCUGAAGGGCAUCAACAGGAUUGGGAAUCUGUUGGUGCCCAAUGACAACUACUGUAAGUUUGAAGACUGGCUGAUGCCUAUUCUGGACCAGAUGCUGUUGGAGCAGAAGACAGAAGGCACCAAGUGGACUCCCUCCAAGAUGAUCCAUCGGCUCGGCAAGGAGAUCAAUAACACUGACUCUGUGUACUACUGGGCGUACAAGAAUAACAUUCCAGUGUUCAGUCCUGCCCUGACAGACGGCUCUCUGGGCGACAUGCUCUACUUCCACUCUUUCAAGAACCCCGGCCUGGUUUUGGACAUAGUGGAAGAUAUUCGCAGGUUGAACAGCCAGGCGGUGUUUGCCAAGAGGACAGGAAUGAUCAUCCUGGGAGGAGGGCUGGUCAAACAUCACAUAUCCAAUGCUAAUCUCAUGAGGAACGGAGCUGACCACGCUGUGUUUGUGAACACGGGUCAGGAGUUCGAUGGCUCUGACUCCGGGGCCAGACCCGAUGAGGCCGUAUCCUGGGGCAAGAUCAGAACUGAUGCCACACCUGUGAAGGUGUAUGCAGAUGCAUCUUUAGUCUUCCCUCUGAUUGUGGCCGAGACCUUCGCUCUCCACGCCGACAAGCUGACUGCCGACAAGAAAGCAGAUUAAACGGUUGCUCCCUCACAUGUUCUGUUAGAAACAACCAACUUUAUUCCCUUUAGUUCCUCUUUCCUUUGUUGGACUUACUGCAGAUAUACCCUUGAUCUUAAAAACAUUUCUGUUGGAUGUACAUGGUUAAGGUUUGGCAACUUUAAGAAGAUUACAAACAACGCUGCAAUUUAAAACUCUUUUAAUGGGAUUCAGUGGUGAGGGCUUGAGGUCGUCUUGAAGCUUUCCAUAACAAUAUUUACAUGUUAAAACAGGUACAGUUUUUUUCUCUCCAUUCAGAUAGCUGGAAUAGUAUGGGCAGCAUGCUAUUGCAUGUACCAAAGAGACUGCCUAGAAUGCAUCAGGGUUUAGCUGCGUGUGUGUGUGUGUGUGUGUGUGAGAGAGAGAGAGAAUAGCUACACACUUGUGAGGCAUUGUUUUUUAGGGGUUUUGAUUUAUUUCAGUCGAGCUGUGGGUGGCGUGACACACUAUCACAUCACUUGAAUAUUACCGUGUUGCUUCUCAGUUUUUAUAUUAUCCAAACCUUUCACUGUUUCAGGAUGAAAGAUGUGCCUGUGUAACUUAAUAAAUCAUAAAUGGAUAA